AUGAGUCAACAAUUGGGAGACAAAGAGGUCGGCGAAGAAGUGACGCCAAUGAACGCCGAGUACUCUUUGGCCCCGUUUUGCAAUUGGUUUCUGCCCUCAUGUCUGGACAUGUGGUCAUCAGGUGAUGGCCAGAGGGUGUUGUGUUCAUACGGCGCCCGAUCUAUGGUCUGUCUGUUGACACUAACCGCCAGUAAAUCAAUCAAAUGUUACGAUUGUCUCAAUGUCUUCAACAACAAUAAGUCCAUCAUUUCCUGCAACAAGUUUAGCAGGACUUCGAGGAUUCCCUACCUCUUCGUCGGUUCCAAUGACGGCGAGGCGGCGCUUAUCAAUUGCAAUGAUACCAAUCAUAUAAUGUAUCCCAAGAUUGAUAUCAAAGAUUUAGAUUUGCCGUCGAAGAAGAUCUUAUCGGCCGAUUGGUCUCAUGUGAGCGACAAAUCAGUGGUUUAUUACUCCAUUCAUUCGGUUAUCAUUUGUUGGGAUUUAACGUUAGGAACGAUGGAAAAGCUGAUGAUUGGCGACAAUUAUCGCAACAAAAUCGCCAUCUCUUGUAUCGUUUCCAGUGUUUGCGGUCAGGAAAAGUUGGCCAUCGGGUGA
Molecule: messenger RNA, 594 nt
Organism: Medioppia subpectinata
Lineage: Eukaryota; Metazoa; Arthropoda; Arachnida; Sarcoptiformes; Oppiidae
Source: the annotation of a GenBank genome assembly